GCAGAAGCUGAAGACCGCAGGCCCAAGGAACACGAACAAGACAAUUGUUGUUGAAAAGACCUGUGAUGCUGAGCCCAUGAACGAGAUCUCAGAGAACUUUGCUAGCAAGGAAACUUUCAGGAACUGGGACAAACCACCAUGGGGUAGGAAACAGGAAGAUUUUGUGACAGAUUCCAGUGAGGUGGCCUGUGUUCCCCUGGCUGAGCUGGAGACAUUAAGUGUGGAGGAAGAAUGCAUUAUCACUGAAGUUGACCUUAGUACCCUGGAGAACAAUCUACGAAAGAGGAGAGAAAUAUGCCAAGGUGAAGGUCGAAGACUCUCUUCUCAAGUUUCUGAAAGUACAAGUAUUUGGUCUUUGGAUGUUCCCAAGAGGUCAGAAUACGACACGAGCUGUUCAGAGACCAGCACUGUGGAUCAGAGAUCUUCUAUCUGUCAGUUGCCAGUAGUCAAGAAGGAACCUCAGGACUGUUUCCCACAAGUCUUCACGAAAUUCUUUCCGUGCUGCAGAGUGAAUACUAAUGCAUUUCCAGGCAACACUUGGUGGAAACUUAGAAAAACCUGCUACAAAAUUAUAAGACAUAAUUGGUUCGAAUCUUUUAUUAUAUUCAUGAUCUUAUUGAGUAGUGGUGCUCUGAUCUUUGAAGACAUUUACCUUGAUAAAAUAAGGACCAUAAAAAACAUGCUCAACUACGCCGAUGUAUUUUUUUUCUGUAUCUUUUUCUUGGAGAUGCUUCUCAAAUGGGUGGCAUAUGGCUUUAGAAAAUAUUUUACCAAUGGCUGGUGUCUUCUUGACUUCUUUAUUGUUUCUCUUCCUAUAGCAAGAGGUACGUCAAAGACAAAACAGUGUGAUAGUAAUAUCUCCACAAAAUCUCUAAGAACAUUGAGGGCCCUGAGACCUCUUCGAGCGCUGUCUAGAUUUAAAGGAAUAAAGGUUGUUGUGAAUGCCCUUGCCGGUGCUAUCCCUUCCAUUGGAAAUGUGCUGCUUGUCUGCAUUGUUCUCUGGCUCCCUUUUAACAUCUUAGGGGUACAGCUGUUUGGAGGGAAAUUUUCAUGUCGGAACACUGAAAAUAAGAACAAUUGCAUUAAUAAGACUGUCAACUUUGAUCAUGUUGGGAAUGGGUAUCUGGCUCUCCUUCAGGUGGCAACAUUUAAAGGCUGGUUGGACAUUAUGUAUGCCGCAGUAGAUUCUGCUAACGACACCUCUAGCCAGCCGUGUUUUGAAAACAAUGAAUACGCCUACAUUUACUUUGUGAUCUUUAUUAUAUUUGGGUCAUUCUUCAUGCUGAACCUCUUCAUUGGCGUGGUUAUCGACAAUUUUAACCAGCAAAGGAAAAAGCUAGGUGGAGAACUCAUUUUUUUGUCAGAGGAGCAAAAGAAAUAUUAUAAUGCACUAAAAAAGCUUGGUAGCAAGAAGCCACACAAGACCAUUCCACGACCUCUGAAUAAAUUCCAGCGAUUGCUUUUUGACAUUGUAAAUAAGCAAGCCUUUGAACUUUUCAUUAUGAGUCUCAUUUUCUUAAACGUGGUGGUCAUGGCAGUGGAACACGAAGGUGAAGACGCGGCUGCUAAGCUACUUCUUGAACAGAUCAACUGUGUCUUUGUCGCGAUCUUCACCGGCGAGUGCUUAGUGAAACUGUUGGCUUUGAGGCUUUAUUUCUUCAAAGAUAACUGGAACAUAUUUGAUCUGGUGGUUGUAAUUCUUUCAAUAGUCAGCCUUGCAGCCACACAGCUUUGGCAACGUCUCAACUUCCCGCCUACGAUCCUGAGAGUUGUUCGAGUGAUCCGGAUAAGCCGGCUUCUGAGGCUGAUCAGAGGAGCCAGAGGUCUCCGCACCCUGCUUUUUGCCCUGCUGAUGUCCCUUCCCGCUCUCACCAACAUCGGACUCCUCCUCUUUCUGAUCAUGUUCAUUUAUGCUAUUUUCGGCAUGGCUAAUUUUGCCUGUGCUAGUUGGACGCAAGGGAUCGACAAUAUUUUCAACUUCCAAACGUUUGGCAAUAGCAUGCUUUGCCUUUUCCAAAUAACGACGUCGGCUGGCUGGAAUGAACUUCUUGGGCCAAUGCUCACUCGUCAGGAUAGCUAUAUUUGUGCUCUGAACAUCAACUCCACCCCACAGAAGAGCCCGUGUGUGAACAGUGGGGUGGCCAUUGCCUAUUUUGUUAGCUACAUCAUUAUUUCAUUUCUCAUUGUAGUUAACAUGUACAUUGCUGUCAUCAUUGAGAAUUUGAACAUUGCCACCGAAGAAAGCACAGAGCCGCUAGGUGACGACGACUUUGAAAUCUUUUAUGAGAUCUGGGCAAAAUUUGAUCCCAAAGCAACCCAAUUUAUUUCUUACUCAGCACUGUCAAACUUCGCAGAUGCCCUGGCAGAACCUUUACGGGUACCGAAACCAAACAGCCAACAGCUGUUGUCCAUGGACCUUCCAAUAGUCAAUGGGAAUAAAAUCCACUGUUUGGAUAUUUUGUUUGCUUUUACUAAAAGGGUGCUGGGAGAAUCUGGAGAAAUGGACUCACUUGAGUCCCAAAUAGAAGAAAAGUAUCCAGAGAAGAUUGCCUAUGAGCCCAUUGUAACAACUCCCAAGAGAAAACAGGAUGAGUCUGCCAUCAUAAUACAGAGAGCUUUUAGGAUGCAUCUCCUUCAGCGUGCAGGAAAGGAAAGAUCUCAGGAAGCCUGUGUCGCUAUCUCCCUGGAGAAUAUUCCCGAAGAGGAAAGCCUAUCUGUGUUCCGACUGAGUGAAGAUGAAGGCAGCCAGUCCAGUAAUUCUCAGAGUCUGUCUUCGGUGGUCAUUCCUCCAUCAUACAGUAAUGUGACUAGCAUCACUCCUGACGUUCAACAGGAGAAGUUCUCUGACAGUAAUGAAGACACCAAGUGAUGUACAGCUUGCUGAUUUUCUCUUGUCCCAACAGAGUUUUCCUAGAAACAGAUAGUAAUACUGUCAUAAAUAGUUAACCCAGCAGCUUUUCCAUUAGUGGUUGUGAAAACUCUUACAUAUCCUCAGUGGGAAUUAAAGAUUGCAGUUGCAACAGAGUUCCCCAAUCUCCUACAUUCUGGAUGUUUUGGACUACAGUUUCCUGUAUUAGUCUGGAGGUUCUGCAAACCAUACGUCAUUUCUGCAGUAGUGAUUUUCAGUAUCUUCUAGAGUCAACCAACCUGUGUUACGCCAAAAGACAGACGUUGUAUCA
Candoia aspera is the source of this 3179-nucleotide messenger RNA. Its product is annotated as sodium channel protein type 5 subunit alpha-like. Lineage: Eukaryota; Metazoa; Chordata; Lepidosauria; Squamata; Candoiidae. Gene Ontology annotation, molecular function: protein binding; voltage-gated sodium channel activity. Gene Ontology annotation, cellular component: axon; plasma membrane; voltage-gated sodium channel complex. The coding region runs from base 77 to 2869 and encodes 930 amino acids. The transcript has 12 exons. Gene Ontology annotation, biological process: neuronal action potential; membrane depolarization during action potential; sodium ion transmembrane transport. The record is from RefSeq and is a predicted model, not a curated record.